Penicillium maclennaniae is the source of this 1809-nucleotide messenger RNA. RefSeq lists its product as uncharacterized. The transcript has a single exon. Lineage: Eukaryota; Fungi; Ascomycota; Eurotiomycetes; Eurotiales; Aspergillaceae. The coding region runs from base 1 to 1809 and encodes 602 amino acids. The record is from RefSeq and is a predicted model, not a curated record.
AUGAGCACCUCCUUGAUCACAUACUUGAACUACAUGUCCACAUGGGACUCGGAGAGCGACGGCAACAUCGACAAAGUGAUUGACGAGCACAAUCUGUUCGUCAACCUUGGCGACUUCGAUUCGGACACCGCUGUCAAUAAUGAGUUCACAGCCCUCGUCGACCUGGCAAUGACGGUGCGUGAUGAGACUAUCGCCGCAGACGCCAUACAGAUCAGUGCCGAUGCGGCGGCAGUAGCGUCCAUUUGGUCAUUCGGCUUGGGCAUGGCUGCGUUCGCAGCACUUGAGGCUACGCAUGCGAUCAUGGAGAAAAUCAUCUCCGACAAAUCAACGGAACUGAACAACAAGUUGACAACCGCUGAUACCGAUAUCUCAUCUCAUAUCAAUGACAAUGUCAACCUUUACGUUGUCUCAUACAAGGCGAACAACACCUUGAUCGCCUCCAAAGCACCGGCGGGGCUCGACACAAGGACAUGCCGAUCGUUGCUUAUGCAGUUCAUGGCGGAAGUGCAAAAACGCAACAACGGAAAUCUGACCACAGGCCUUUUCAAGCAGUACGCGGAGUCGGCGCGGAUCCUCUACAACAGCCCUGAAAUCAACAACGUUUAUGACGCCUUCGAUACCCUGAAUCUCAGUGGGAAGACGGAUCAAGAUAUCCAGCAAUUUAUGUCGGCCAUUAACGGAUUUACGGGGUUCGAUACCACCGCCAUCUCACUUGUUCGAGGCGCUGCGGUUGUCUUGAUGUUCUACAAGCUGCGCAUCGCCAGUUCAACCAUCGAAGCAAACGCCAGAGAGGCUGGAUUCGAGGUUGCGGAGGUGGAGACGAGCACAUUUGGCAUGCUUGAUGCAUUCGGGAAAUUCGUCGCGGUGGUCGCGGUGGUGAUGUCGGUAGUCGAUACGGUGUUGGAAAUACUUGACAUCGUCGAUGUGGUGGAACAGUGUAAGACCAUGUGCGACAAGCUAAACGGUCCCAUCAAAGCCAGCUACAUCGACUACUUCAAUGGCAUUAAGGAAGCAUCCAAGCAAUACAAAGCCGCGAUCACUCCUGGUCCACCUCCACCUCCGAUCGGCCCCACGGCGGACUUCCAACUGCCCUUGAAUCUCGACCAGGCCCUCGAGUUGUCGCUCAAUGUCCCCAGCAGAGCCAAUGUCCCAACUCUUUUGGCGAACUUGUCCACUAAUGCUAACCAGUGGGAGCCAGGAGAGUUCGCAAAUGGAGUGCAAGCGUGGUCUCCCAAUGUAUUUGGUCUGCACAAUGCCGGUGCCAACCUAGGCAGUGCCCAGCGCUUUGCUUACAUUGGCGUCGCGUCGCAGGCUCCAUUCACCCUCAAGCAAUUCCAAGUCCAGAUCGACACAAAUGCGCACGGGGCUUCUGCAGCAAACCCAGUCGUCAUCGCCGUGGAAUUGUCCUCUGCGAACGAUUUCGCUGGUUACUCAACUAUAGGCACUAUCCAGUCUCAUCAUACGAAUCCGCAAAGCCUGACGACGAGCCAAUCCAUUCCAGCUGGCUUGACUUACAUUCGACUGCGAGUCACCUCUCCGAUCCCAGAUGGAUCCAACUACAUUGCCUAUUCCAAGAUAGUCCUUUCCGGCUCCGUUCAGGCCACCGGUUCUAUACCCGCACUAAAUCCACAUGCCCCAAUUCCUACCGCAAAGGGUGCCAGCUUUGCUUUGGCCUACGAUUUUCAGCACGCAUCCGACAAUGCCUUGCUCGUCGGAGUGACCGCCCCAGCACCAAGCGAGCUGAUCAGCCUCCUGGCCACCAACGCACAGCAGUGGGAACCUGGCGAAUUCAACAAUGGAGGUGAGUAG